AUGACUGAGAACAUUCACCAACAAUUAGGAUGCACUUGUCGCGGGAGAUUCUCAACGCAGGAGGACCUGCUCAGUCAUCUUGAAGCUGCCAAGCGUCGGGUGGAGGAGCUAAUGUCAGAAUUGCGUGAAUGCCUGUCGCACAGCAUCUGCCGUAUAGAUCCCGACAAUCUCCAGUCCACCAGUAUCGUUGGUCCCCCUGGGUCGAUCGAGAACGAUCAAGUUGGCCUUGCCUACAUGUGUCCGCAUGCAGAGUACAUCGAAUGCCGAGAAGCAUGCGUCUUCUGCGGUACUUCCGUAUCUCGAGUUAGCAAGUAUGUCGGGCAUAUCGAGCGCUGCAUGCGGCGGAACAAGACCAAGUGUCAACCAGAACGCCAGCAGCAAGACGGAGGGGGUAUAUAUACACAGAACCGACGCUUUGCACAGCGCCGGGUGAAAACCCUCAUGGAAAUUGUCGCCAAAGAGCUGAGACUCAAGAUGGGAGUUGAUGAUUCGGAUUCUGAGCAAGUUUCGGAUGAAGAGUUGCAAAUGCUCGACUGCCACCAAGAUUCCCCCCAGAGCCAGCAGUCCCGCUCACCUCAUUUACGCAAGCGAAAACGGGCCAAGAUAUGUGACUCGAGUAGCAGUAUCGAUCUUCGGCCGCCGUCACUCCUCGACGCAAAUUACCUCCGAGCAGGCACCGAGCCGCUCUCACACGCCAUCAGCGGCUUUGGCACAGACAGUACAGAGCCUGCAGCACCUGUGCCCCAGGAACCCGAUCCAGGGGUGUCACUCUUUCAAGAUGAAAUCCCAUCAUUGGGUCAUACCGUGGGCGCUGCAGACGAUGCCGCGUUACUUGGCGGUCCGUCGUUCGUGUAUUCUCACAUGAUGAAUGGAAAAGAAACUACGGUGCCAUCGACUGCGCUGGCUCCGUUCCUUUCCUUCACGAUAGACAGGUCUUUAGGCCUCGGCAGAGUCUCAGGGAUGGGCACCGAGGGUGAGCAGGAUUGUCUGCAGCAAGACAGCUCCCUAAGAUGGGUCGACGAUUGA
This is a messenger RNA of Fusarium vanettenii 77-13-4, 1026 nucleotides long. RefSeq lists its product as uncharacterized. NCBI's taxonomy places the organism in Eukaryota, Fungi, Ascomycota, Sordariomycetes, Hypocreales, Nectriaceae. The coding region runs from base 1 to 1026 and encodes 341 amino acids. The transcript has 3 exons. The record is from RefSeq and is a predicted model, not a curated record.